AGCAGUCGUCCUCCUCCUCCUCCUCCUCCUCCUCCUCCCCCCCUCCGCUACAUUAACGUUAGCUUAGCCUGCUAGCAGUCAGCGACAUUAUGGCAUGCCUUUAAGAGAGAGCUCUUCCUCAUUGCGUUUACCAGAAAGGGGCAGUUCUGCUUUCAGCGGCUCUCUUCGUGGAUGAUAAAUCCUCAGAGACUUCCCGGUAAAGGCUCACUACCUGCUAUGGAGCCGUCCGCGGCUAUGGGCUGUGUGAACAUUGGCAGUCUGACCAGCACCUUGCCGGUGAUCCCCUACCAGAAGCUGACAGACCUGUACUACCUGAGCAGGGGGGGCUUCGGCACCGUGUUCAAGGCGCAGCACUGCGACUGGAGGACCACUGUGGCCAUCAAGUGCCUGAAACUCGACUGUCCUGUUGGAGAAAGAGAGAGGAACUGCCUGCUGAAGGAGGCAGAGGUGCUCCACAAGGCCAGGUUCAACUACAUCAUCCAGAUCUUUGGCAUCUGCAACGAGCCCGAGUUCUUCUGCAUAGUCACAGAGUUUAUGAGCAAUGGCUCUCUGGACCUGUUGCUCCACGAGAAGGACAUGUACCCUGGGCUUGCCUGGCCUUUGCGACUCAGGAUUCUGUAUGAGAUUGCCCUGGGGGUCAACUUCCUUCACAACAUGAACCCACCCCUUCUACAUCAUGACUUAAAGACACAGAACAUACUGUUGGACGGGGAAUUUCAUGUGAAGGUAUGUGUGCUGAUUGCAGACUUCGGCCUCUCAAAGUGGCGGCAGCUAUCCGUCAGUAAAGGCUCAGGGUCCAAGCCCACAGAAAUGGGGGGCACAGUGAUCUACAUGCCCCCUGAGAGGUACGAACCAUCCAAGAGCCGCCGGGCCGAUGUGAAACACGAUAUGUACAGCUAUGCCAUCAUUAUGUGGGAAGUGCUGUCCAGGCAAAUUCCGUUUGAAGAGGUGACCAACCCCAUGCAGAUCAUGUUUAGUGUGCUACGUGGGAUGCGUCCUGAUACGAGUCUGGACAGUCUGCCCGCUGACAUCCCCAGCAGAGAAACCCUCAUUGGUUUAAUGACCUGCGGCUGGACCUCUAACCCUGAUGAACGCCCUUCCUUUCUCAAGUGUUUGAUUGAGCUGGAGCCCAUGGUGAGGAAGUUUGAAGAAAUUGACUUCCUGGAGGCCGUGUUGGAUAUCAAGAGGUCAAAGUUAAGGCGGGGAUCAGGCUGUUGUUCAGCCCAGUCAAUGUGUGAGAAGAGGAGUGGGGAGGGACCCUUGAACAUGCUAAAGGACAGGCACAGCCCUUGGCCGGAGAGCUCCACCUCAGGCUCUGGCUCUUGUUCCUCCCAGGACACAGACAUAUCCCUACCAGGCCCCCUCACUGUCAGCAAUGUGGCACCCUCUAAAGAGGGGCUUCCAGCGUCAUUCUUAGCUCAUACUCUGGAGCCUCCUGAGUCUUUGAAGGAUCACAACAAUCUGAACGGCCAGAUUGCCAGACCCAUGAAUGAUUUGAACAAAACCAUCGAAACAGGCCAGCACGUCACUGAUUACGAGACACGGCUGAAUAACGUUACCCUGAAGCCGCAGCCUCAGCAACAAGAUUACUCUCCUCCCUUGCGGCAGUCUCCUCCCUUACAGCACUCCCCUCCCUUACAAGGCCCGAUCGCCCAGUGGAUUGCGACGCGGCGCGAGGAUAUCAUCUCCCAGAUGACAGAGGCCUGUCUGAACCAGAGCUUGGACGCCCUGCUUUCCCGCUCCAUGCUGAUGCGAGAGGAUUAUGAACUGGUGAUAAACCAGGCCACGCGCACCGCCAAGGUCCGACGGCUCCUGGACAACUGUCACCGGCACAACGAAGACUUCUGCCGCAUCGUCGUCCGCAAGCUGCAUGACAACAAGCAGAUGGGCCUGCAGCCGUACCCAGCUGAAAUCAGCUCCCCUACCACAGCCCUGCAGCCCAGCGCACCGCCGCUUUCCAUGUCCUACAAUAUCCCCAGGAUCACUUAGCAGUAAUUAUUAAUCCAGAUUAUAGACUUAUAGACCAACUUUACACUACACUUACUGUUCUGUUGUCAUCAGGAUGGUCAACAAGGUUCUCAUUCGUCUUUCCCUCAGUGAGACUAAGGAACAGCUGGUUGAGCAAAAAGAGUCACAGGUACAAAACUAAUGGCUUUGAAGUUAAAUUCCACUCAUCAACAUCAAGUUUUUUUCUGUAUAAUCAGAAUCAAAAGAUUUUGACUGAAUCAGUGAAUUUAUUUAACAAUGUUGUGGAUUUACUGAGGUGAUUUAUUUAUAGUCCCAUUCAUUCAUUCAUUUUGAGUGAAUGCAGGGUCUCUCUCCUCUCUCUGUUUGGUACAUUAUGCUUUUGUCUGCAAAGCUCAGUUACCAUUCUCUAAAAAAACACAAUUAUGUAGCCCUGUGUGUGUGUGCGUCUGUGCGCGUGUGUGUGUGUGUGUGUGUGAGAGAGAGAGAGAGAGUGAAGCCUUAUUUGUAGAAUGCAAACAUCCUCAAUACACUCAGUUGAUCUGAGUAAGUGACAGGAGGACUGUUAGACUGGUAAACGCGCAUAAAGUCUUUGUAUUGAAGCAAAUGACUUACAUUAAGUGAGACAAUGUACAGACAAGUGUUGUGCAAGGAUGACUUCAGAGCUAUUGAUAGCAAUCUAACUAUGUGGUCUAUGAGUUGGGAUUUUGGUAGACUGUGUUCAUGUGAUCAUGGAAAGUUUUUUUUUCCCUCUGCUUUUUUUACUGCUGAGCAAGUAUCAGAGAAUCACUGGGACGUAGAGUAAAGAGGAAGUUGAGAUUGUAAUAUAACAAGCAGAAUGAGUGGGAUGCGUGUGUGUCUGCAUGUCUGUCUAGAUUCAAAGUGGACCAAAGUAAUGUGCCCUCUGAUUUCUUUUGGUCUCCUCAAUAGUGGCCUCACCUCUCAGUAUUCUUAAUAACACUUCAGACUAACUGGAUCUUGCACAUUUAAAGUUUAUCCAUCGAC
Messenger RNA from Morone saxatilis (striped sea-bass), 2970 nucleotides. Its product is annotated as receptor-interacting serine/threonine-protein kinase 2-like. The record is from RefSeq and is a predicted model, not a curated record. Gene Ontology annotation, molecular function: JUN kinase kinase kinase activity; ATP binding. The coding region runs from base 172 to 1989 and encodes 605 amino acids. NCBI's taxonomy places the organism in Eukaryota, Metazoa, Chordata, Actinopteri, Moronidae. Gene Ontology annotation, biological process: positive regulation of canonical NF-kappaB signal transduction; innate immune response; regulation of apoptotic process. The transcript has 11 exons.